CCUUCUAUCACUGGACCAGUCUUGCAACACAACCAUCCGACGAGGGCAGACCCCCCUGAUAUGUCACAGCAAUAGCGACUUCGGUCAAGUGCAAACAACUCAUCCGACCCCGAAAGACUUCAACAACCCUUCAAUUAUGGGAAUUUACUUAUAAGGCAACGCUUGAAGUUGCCUUCAGAGAGCCCAGUGUUGAUUAAAGAGGGGACUGCCAAGGUGUUGGAAGUGGGGUGUCGGAAGAGGAUGCACCUCCCGAUCUGUGGAUGAUAAAGUGUCGUACAUCGAUUACGAGAUGACGCUGAGGGAUUCGAAAAUGACAGAAGAGGUGGUUGACGAAGAGGUGGGAAAAGGCGAGCUGGAAGUAUCGGAAGACCUUCCGGAAAGGGGCUCGUGGACUAACAAACUAGAUUUCAUCCUCUCAGUUGUCGGACUCGCCAUCGGCCUGGGCAACGUCUGGAGGUUUCCUUACCUUUGUUACAAAAAUGGAGGCGGGGCCUUCCUCAUACCUUAUUUCCUUACUCUCCUCAUGGCCGGCAUACCCAUGUUUUUUCUCGAACUCGCCCUCGGCCAAAUGCUGACUAUCGGCGGUCUCGGCGUCUUCAAAAUUGCGCCCAUUUUCAAAGGCAUCGGGUAUGCCGCUGCGGUUAUGUCAUGCUGGAUGAACGUGUACUACAUCGUCAUCCUCGCCUGGGCAAUAUUCUACUUUUUCAUGUCCAUGCGCUACGAUGUGCCUUGGAGGACGUGUAACAACUACUGGAACACGAAAUUCUGCGUGAACACUUACGAAAGGAACCAGCUUGACUGUUGGCCGGCUGUAAUGAAGGGAGAUUUCUCGACCUUCUGCAACAUCAACAACCAAAGCGUCGCCGUGAAAGAUUUGACGGACCCUGUCAAAGAAUUCUGGGAGCGACGAGUAUUGCAGAUUUCGGCCGGUGUUCAGCACAUUGGCAGCAUCAGGUGGGAAUUGGCUGGCACUCUUCUCCUCGUCUGGGUCCUGUGUUACUUCUGUAUCUGGAAAGGAGUCAAAUGGACCGGAAAGGUCGUUUACUUCACUGCCCUUUUUCCGUACUUCCUGUUAACCGUCCUUCUCAUUCGUGGAAUUACCCUUCCGGGUGCGGCCGAGGGGAUUUAUUUCUACAUCAGUCCUAAUCUUUCAAAACUGAACGAUUCUCAGGUAUGGAUAGAUGCUGUCACCCAAAUCUUUUUCUCGUACGGUUUGGGCCUAGGAACUCUCGUCGCUUUAGGAAGCUACAACAAAUUCACCAACAACGUUUAUAAAGAUGCUUUGAUCGUAUGCUGUGUGAACUCUGGGACCAGCAUGUUCGCAGGUUUUGUAAUAUUUUCCGUCGUCGGUUUUAUGGCGCAUGAACAGCAAAAGCCUGUCGGCGAAGUAGCCGCGUCAGGUCCAGGAUUGGCUUUCUUAGCUUAUCCAUCAGCAGUACUUCAGCUUCCAGGAGCCCCUCUCUGGUCGUGUUUAUUUUUCAUCAUGCUAUUAUUUAUAGGUUUAGACAGUCAGUUUUGCACCAUGGAAGGUUUCAUAACUGCCAUGGUAGACGAAUGGCCACAACUCCUCAGGAGGAGGAAAGAAAUAUUUAUUGGGAUAGUGUGCAUAUUGUCAUAUCUAGUCGGCUUUUCAUGUAUAUCACAGGGUGGUAUGUACGUGUUUCAAAUAUUAGAUUCUUACGCCGUAAGCGGUUUCUGCUUGCUCUUUCUCAUAUUCUUUGAAUGCAUUGCUAUCUCCUGGGCUUUUGGCGUCAACCGAUUUUAUGACGGGAUUAAAGAGAUGAUCGGCUACUAUCCAUGGGGUGGAUGGAAGUUCUGCUGGGUCUUCGCGACUCCAGUUAUUUGCAUUGGCACAUUUGUAUUUAAUUUAGUGCAGUGGACGCCGAUUAAGUACCUGGACUAUGAAUACCCAUGGUGGAGUCAUGCUUUUGGCUGGCUGACAGCGCUUUCGUCUAUGCUUUGCAUACCGGGUUACAUGAUUUGGUCUUGGUUUAACACCCCAGGUGACUUCAACACGAGGGUACGACUGCUAGUUCGAAUAGAAGACGACGUGCCAGCACUAAGGAGAAGAAUGAAAGAAAGUUCGAAAGAAAUGAGUUCAUUAUGAUGGUGAUAAGUGAUAUAAAGGGCAAAUUUAGAACACAAAAACAAAUUUUCUUUUUCCGAUAGACAAAUAAAAUUCAUAUAUUCAAAAUAUUAAACUCACGUCCGAAAAUGUUUUGGACGAAAUCUUUUUUUUUUGUUUUUUGAUUUUUUUUAAGACGGCAUCCUUAAUUUGUAAAUGUACUAUAAUUAAAUCUAUGGAACAAGAUUCGUUUCAUCCUGUAUUAUAUUUUGUUGUGGAGGUGUACUUUAUAAAUGAUUGCAGGCCGAGGUAACACUGGUUGAAUUUAAAUUGACUCCUAUUUUUUAUAAAAGCAAAAACUUAAAAAAAAUUGUAAAAAAAUAUAAAAAUAAAAUAAAUAGACCACGGGUACAAGACACUAUAUUGUUGUUAGAAUUAGUUAUGUGUGUUUUUCUAUGCGCAUGUUUAUAUUAUUUUAGGAAAUCUUAGAUAUAAUUAACACUGUAUAUACUCGAGUGAUAUCAGUAGGAGAAUUUAAAAAGUAAAAUUAAAAAAAACGUUCAUCAUAUGUUUUUGUGUAUAUUUAAUUAUAAGGAUUAUUUCUUAAGAAAUAUAAAUGUAAUCUCGUAAUAAUAAUUAGAUUUUUACUUACAAGAUCUCUAAUUUUUGUUUGUUUAUUGUGGAUUUAUGGCUUUUGUAAUGGACAAUAAUUACAUUAUUUUUUAGGCAAGGUAGAAAGGUUUUCUUAGGCUUGAGCGAACUCCUUUCUUCCAUUAGACCAAAGAUUGACUCUAAUCGCCCAAUAGAGUACGUAGCCGUAAUGUGUAAAUUCCCCAAAGUUUAAUGUGAAAUAAAAUUGUAAUUUAUAUUUAUUUAUGUUCUAUGUAACGUUAAUAGCUUUCCAUUAAAAAA
Cimex lectularius (bed bug) is the source of this 2977-nucleotide messenger RNA. RefSeq names its product sodium- and chloride-dependent GABA transporter 1 (gene Gat). Gene Ontology annotation, cellular component: membrane. The transcript is spliced from 14 exons. Bases 290 to 2107 code for a protein of 605 amino acids. The record is from RefSeq and is a predicted model, not a curated record. NCBI's taxonomy places the organism in Eukaryota, Metazoa, Arthropoda, Insecta, Hemiptera, Cimicidae. Gene Ontology annotation, biological process: sodium ion transmembrane transport.